This is a messenger RNA of Dimorphilus gyrociliatus, 2932 nucleotides long. The record is from the annotation of a GenBank genome assembly. Lineage: Eukaryota; Metazoa; Annelida; Polychaeta; Dinophilidae.
AAUGAAUAUUUAUAUUCUUUACAUUUUCCUCUCAUUUUUUCAAUUAACUGUUGGUUGUACCACUAAAAAGGAUUGUUUAAACGUUGGAAAUUGCCAAAAUGGCGUCUGCGUUUGUCAAAGUCCAUUUAAUUACUCAAUUUGUGAUGAAGGUUUAAAGUAUUUUGUUCUAAAUGGAACACUAUCAGGAACAGAUGUUUUUAAUACAGUGAAUCCUACAUCUUCUUUGAAUUGUUUGAAUACUUGUACAAAUGACAAUUUUUGUGAAGCUUUUGAAUUAGAAUUUGAUAAUAUUGACAACACUAUUAUCUCUUGUUCUGGUAAAACAACUAUAGCUUAUCCAAUUCUACCAGUUUCUACUACUGAAAAAACAUACUAUACUAUUAUAUUUAAAGAUAAAAAAGAAUCAGUUUGUGGAAGUUCUAACCAACAAACUAAUCAUAUAUUGCAGUGUAUUGAAUACUUGUGGACAACAUCUACAAAAUGCCCAUUAACCGGAUACGGAUUACUUGAAAAUCAGGAAGAUUGGAUGAAAAGUUUGUCAAUUUCUAAUAUAGAAAAUGCAAUGAAAGUUGUUAGCGAACGGUCAAAAUCUAAAAAAUUUAUCCUCAAUCCAAAUUCGCAAUCGUACAGGAAUUUAUGCUAUGGUACUUUAUCUCCUGGACAGCAUAAUGUAGCCUUGAAUAGGCCUAUUACGUUUCGCGGAGAAAUCACAAAUACAUUAAUACAUAGCAAAAAGCAUUUGGUGGAUGGUGUGAAAAAUUCAAAUUUGAAUUUAGGAGGUUGCACAGUUGUAAAAUCUGAUACAUCAUUAGGCGAUUCUGUCGUUUGGAUUGCUGUAGAAUUAACGCAGAAUUUUCACAUAAGAAAAACUAUUAUUUAUUUGUCUGAUAAUCAAACAUCAAGUCAAACAGUUGAUAUCUUUGUAUUAUCUCAACCUCCAAAUGACGUCAUCCUUCCACCUACGGAUUAUAGUUAUUGUUCUAAAGGUACUGAAAUGGUUUUAACCAGUAAGAAACUAAUAGUUGAAUGUGAAAAACACGUUUUACACGGACGUUACGUUGCGCUACAAUCUGAAAAUCUAUUGAAAAUUUGCGAAUUGGAAAUAUAUACAAGUAAUUUAGCCAUUCAAGCGGAUGUUCUUAUGUCGAGCGUUCAAAACGAUGGACAUUUCGGAGGUUACGCAGUAGAUGGAUUAACUGACACGAAUUCUAAGGGAAUACACGGAAAGUCAACAUGGACUUCUGUCUUUCUUGGAGCAAAGUAUUUAAUAUACGGUUUUGAUUUCUCAGGUAUUGGAUACUGGGAUCUUGAAAUUUUCUCCGUAAAUAGAAACUUUUACGUAGAGCAAACCGUUAAAUCAAAUGAGAAAUGCCGAGAAUUGAGGGAAACUACAAGUUAUAAUAAAAAUAGUCUAUUCGUACCUUGUGAGCAAGUUCUACUUGCAAUGUUUGUUGUUCUUAAAUCACCUUUUGAAUUACCAAUUUCUCAAAUUGAAGUUUUUGGUUUAUAUCAAAAUUUUACAGAUAUAAAGAAUUUAGCAGAGCGAAAACCGGUAUGGUUAUCGUCGGUUCAAGAUCAAAAUUAUCCUUAUUACGCAACAGACGGUUUUAGUAAAACGUCAUUUGCAUCUGUAGCAACAACAGAUGGAUGGAUGAUUUUUGAUCUGUUAGCCAUAUACAAAAUUGAGUACGUUGGUGUGAAAAUGAGAGCGAGAGAUGAUGUUACAGAUGUUGAAAGAUACUUUAAUGAUUACAAAUUUUUCCAAGAAAGAUCGAAGAUAAAUGAAGAAGAUUCAAUAACUGCUUCGGAUUGUGAAGAAAUAACAUCAAUAUAUCAUUUGGAAUAUGGAAAAAUUGUUAUUUGGAAUUGUUCAAUAAUAGAAAAUAUUGGUCGAUUUGUUCUAGUAAAAAAUUCAAGAAAUAAACGAAUUGAAAUCUAUGAAUUUUAUACUUUUGGAAAAUUAAUUAAAAACGAAAAAUCGCUUUACAAAAUUCUAUUAAAUGAAGUUUAUUUUAAUAAAGAAAUUGAAAAAAAUAUCUUUCAACCAGGUAGAAGUCCUUUAAAAGUUAUUGACGGAGAUUUUGCAUCAGAAUCUUCAUGUGUAAGAUUAUCAUUUUCAAAUCAGGAUUCCUUAACUAUAACUUUUCAUAAAUAUUCUGCUGUUCAACAAAUUCUUAUUCAACCAAGACAGGAUUCUAUAAAUAAUUUUAAAAGUUUAAAUAUAUUUGUUGGUAAUCAAAGCGAUGACUCAUCAAACUGGAUAAAUUGUGCAAAUUUUACAACAUUGGUAGCUGUUAAUUAUCUUAUUGAAAUCAAUUGUUUCCAAGCGAUAAUUGGAGAUCUAGUUCGCAUUGAAAUUGUUGAUUUUUUAAAUGAUGUUGACAUUUGUGAAAUUCAAUUAUUUUCACCAAUCGAACCAAGCGAAGACACUUUUAAAAAUAAAAAAAAAUGCUCUAAAAAAAUUGGAAUCUUAAAAAAACAUAAAACUCCUAAUUUAUCAGUUUGUAAUAAAAUCAUUGAGAAACAAACUAUAGAGGAUUGCAUAACAAACUGGAAAAAACUUUCAAUGGAUCUAUUCUCUUAUAAUUUCCUUAAUAAAACUUGCUGUUUAUUCAAUUCACCAACAUCUCCUGAUCUGGAUCUUAUUGGUUCAUUUACUGGGGGAGAUGUUUGUGUUUUUGAAAAGAAUACAUGUUAGCUAAUGAACAAAUCAACAGUAUAAGUUUUUAAAUAUGUACCAGUUUAUAUUUCUUUUACAAGAAAACAUGACUUGGGCCUAAAGAUUAUUAGAAUUAAAUAUUGCAGAUAUGCUGCAAUAGCUAUCCGUCAUAAUUUAUUUUUUUUCCAUUGUAACCUCAACGCAUAAAAUCCCCUACUCAUCUAUUCACCCGCUUUCUUAUAUUCUUAACCCGUUAUUAGGACAUAAACCAGA